Molecule: messenger RNA, 3561 nt
Organism: Talpa occidentalis (Iberian mole)
Lineage: Eukaryota; Metazoa; Chordata; Mammalia; Eulipotyphla; Talpidae
Product: disks large homolog 2
Exons: 23
Coding region: 78-2879 (933 amino acids)
Biological process (GO): chemical synaptic transmission
Cellular component (GO): neuromuscular junction; postsynaptic density membrane; neuron projection
Molecular function (GO): kinase binding
Source: RefSeq, a predicted model, not a curated record
CCUGGAAGAAAGGGGUGUGAGGGAGGAGACAUUCCUGUGCAGAGCUGACCAAAGGAAAGAGUAGGCUUCAGUGCAGUAUGAAUGCAUACCUCACCAAGCAACACAGCUGCAGCCGGGGGUCCGAUGGGAUGGAUGUCGGCAGGAGCACGCCCACACUGAUCAGGGAUACCCACUGUGCUUGUGGCUGGCAGAGGAACCCUCAGGGGCUUGAGUACCACUCUCAGACAAUGCCUCCCUCAGGACAUGGGGGCCCAGCUUCCAACAGGACCAAGUUGGUCACCUUGUGGGACAGUGUGCGGAAAAGCCCCCACAAGAUGAGCACCAAGGGCAAAGGGACUUGUGGGGAGCAUUGUACCUGCCCCCAUGGUUGGUUCAACCCAGCACAGGCCAGCCCUGCUCCUAUAAUUGUCAACACAGAUACUUUGGACACAAUUCCUUAUGUCAAUGGAACAGAAAUUGAAUAUGAAUUUGAAGAAAUUACAUUGGAAAGGGGCAAUUCUGGCCUGGGAUUCAGUAUUGCUGGAGGGACAGAUAAUCCUCACAUUGGAGAUGACCCUGGCAUAUUUAUUACGAAAAUUAUACCAGGAGGUGCUGCAGCAGAGGAUGGCAGACUCAGGGUCAAUGAUUGUAUCUUGCGGGUGAAUGAGGUCGAUGUGUCAGAGGUUUCCCACAGUAAAGCGGUGGAAGCUCUCAAAGAAGCGGGGUCUAUUGUUCGGCUCUACGUGCGUAGAAGACGACCCAUUUUGGAGACUGUAGUGGAAAUCAAACUCUUCAAAGGGCCUAAAGGUUUAGGUUUCAGUAUUGCAGGAGGUGUGGGGAACCAACACAUUCCUGGAGACAACAGCAUUUAUGUAACUAAAAUUAUAGAUGGAGGAGCUGCACAGAAAGAUGGAAGGUUGCAAGUAGGAGACAGAUUACUAAUGGUAAACAACUACAGUUUAGAAGAAGUAACACAUGAAGAGGCGGUAGCAAUAUUAAAGAACACGUCAGAUGUAGUGUAUCUCAAAGUUGGCAAACCUACUACCAUUUAUAUGACUGAUCCUUAUGGCCCACCUGAUAUUACUCAUUCUUAUUCUCCACCAAUGGAAAACCAUCUACUCUCUGGCAACAAUGGCACUUUAGAAUACAAAACCUCCCUGCCGCCCAUAUCUCCAGGAAGGUACUCACCAAUUCCAAAGCACAUGCUUGUUGAAGAUGAUUACACCAGGGAGACUGACCCAAGGUUCUGUGGCCUGAGCAGCAGCAGAAUGGAGCUGUCAAUGCUAAGAAGGGAACGACUAUGGAAGGACAGGCCUCCGGAACCUGUUUACAGCACUGUGAACAAACUGUGUGAUAAGCCUGCUUCUCCCAGGCACUAUUCCCCUGUUGAGUGUGACAAAAGCUUCCUUCUCUCAGCUCCCUACCCUCACUAUCACCUAGGCCUGCUCCCUGACUCUGAGAUGACCAGUCAUUCCCAACACAGUACUGCAACCCGCCAGCCUUCGGUGACUCUACAAAGAGCCAUCUCCUUGGAAGGGGAGCCCCGCAAGGUGGUCCUGCACAAAGGCUCCACUGGCCUAGGCUUCAACAUCGUCGGGGGAGAAGACGGAGAAGGUAUUUUUGUAUCCUUCAUUCUGGCUGGUGGACCAGCAGACCUUAGUGGAGAGCUCCAGAGGGGAGACCAGAUCCUAUCUGUAAAUGGCAUUGAUCUUCGUGGCGCGUCUCAUGAGCAAGCUGCUGCAGCUCUGAAGGGGGCUGGACAGACGGUGACAAUUAUAGCACAAUAUCAACCUGAAGAUUACGCUCGAUUUGAGGCCAAAAUCCAUGACCUACGAGAGCAGAUGAUGAACCACAGCAUGAGUUCCGGGUCCGGGUCCCUGCGAACCAACCAGAAGCGCUCCCUCUACGUCAGAGCCAUGUUCGACUAUGACAAGAGCAAGGACAGUGGGCUGCCAAGUCAAGGACUUAGUUUUAAAUAUGGCGAUAUUCUCCACGUUAUCAAUGCUUCUGAUGAUGAGUGGUGGCAGGCCCGGAGGGUCAUGCUGGAGGGAGACAGUGAGGAGAUGGGGGUCAUUCCCAGCAAACGAAGGGUGGAAAGAAAAGAACGUGCCAGAUUGAAGACAGUGAAGUUUAAUGCAAAACCUGGAGUUAUUGAUUCCAAAGGGUCAUUCAAUGACAAGCGUAAAAAGAGCUUCAUCUUUUCACGAAAAUUCCCAUUCUACAAGAACAAGGAGCAGAGUGAGCAGGAAACCAGUGAUCCUGAACGAGGGCAAGAAGACUUCAUUCUUUCUUAUGAGCCUGUCACCAGGCAGGAAAUAACCUAUACCCGACCAGUGAUUAUCCUGGGCCCCAUGAAGGAUCGGAUCAACGAUGACUUGAUAUCUGAAUUCCCUGACAAAUUUGGUUCGUGUGUGCCUCAUACUACGAGGCCAAAGCGUGACUACGAGGUGGAUGGCAGAGACUAUCACUUUGUCAUUUCCAGAGAACAAAUGGAGAAAGAUAUCCAAGAGCACAAGUUUAUAGAAGCUGGCCAGUACAAUGACAACUUAUAUGGAACCAGUGUGCAAUCUGUGAGAUUCGUAGCAGAAAGGGGCAAACACUGUAUACUUGAUGUAUCAGGAAAUGCUAUCAAGCGGUUACAAGUUGCCCAGCUCUAUCCCAUUGCCAUCUUCAUUAAGCCCAAGUCCCUGGAACCUCUGAUGGAGAUGAAUAAGCGCCUAACAGAGGAACAAGCCAAGAAAACCUAUGAUCGUGCAAUUAAGCUAGAACAAGAAUUUGGAGAAUAUUUUACAGCUAUUGUCCAAGGAGACACCUUAGAAGAUAUAUAUAACCAAUGCAAGUUUGUUAUCGAAGAGCAGUCUGGGCCUUUCAUCUGGAUUCCCUCAAAGGAAAAGUUAUAAAUUAGCUACUGCACCUCUGACAAUGACAGAAGAGUAUUUAGAAGAACAAAAUAUAUAUAAUAUACUACUUGGAGGCUUUUAUGUUUUUGUUGCAUUUAUGUUUUUGCAGUCAAUGUGAAUUCUUAUGAAUGUACAACACAAACUGUGUGAAGCCAUGAAGGAAACGGAGGGCCCAAGGGUGGGACAGAAAAGACAUUGCAGCACGCAGGAAGGCUUUGGUUUGCUCAAAGUACCAGGUGUAGGGAUAAACCUCUGACGGGCUUUCUGCCCAAGAGAUGGGCAGCCUCCUCACCCCAGCAGACGUCCAGAGCUGAUUUAGCUGCUGAGUUCUCUGUGUUUUUGCUUUAAAGAAAAGUUGCCAGCACUUGAACUUCACCAACCUUCCCAUUACCCACAUCUGUAAUUGGUACCCUUCGAAUUUUAUAACUAUGCACAUCCUUUGAUUUUUUAACAAGCAAAAGAAAGAAGGAAAAAAGAAAGGAGUCCCUUUGGAGACUGCAAAAUAUCAGGGAAGGCUAAGUGAAUAGUUUCUUUGACUGGCAUCUGCAAAGAAGAGCAUUUCAUAAAAUUUGCAAGUGUAUGGAGGACUGGCCUUACAGAGAGGAGGGCAUUCCACCUGAGAUUAGCUUUAUGAUUGUUUAUUAUCUAUUUUGCCAUUUAUAAACUGAAAGAAGGCACUAAA